CACGCAUGCUCAAAAUAGCGGAAGUGGUAGAUCUAAAUGUUGUUUUAAAAUGAAUUGUAAGACUAAGUUAGGUAAAUAGCCUUUGAGGUGCACAAGAGAUACCCAAAUUAUCUGUGAUUAAAUAGAGCUGCGCGCAGAGUCUAUGUUGGGAUGUCAGAGGAAAUGGCCAUAUAGAAAGUCGUCUGUAUUUCGACGACGAACUCUGCUUGGCUCGGUUCUCUUUUAGAAGUGAAGCUCAAUGCCCAUGAUGACUCUGCUGAUGUACCUUCUAUGAAAUGAUAUUGUGAAGAAAUACAAUUCUGCCUAAUGGAACAAGAAUCUUCCUUUGAAAUGGCUCGGAGAAGAAUGAGAAACUGGCGAUUUAGAUAUAUUUACAUUUUUAUACUAUUGAUACCAGUGCACUUUAUAUUUGACUAUUUUGGCAUAUAUCUUAUGGCAAGAUCUGAAUCAUUCAGUGAAUUCAAAUAUCCACAUGAGGUCGAUAUGCCUAAGUUAGUUGCUGCGUUUGAGCGUGGUAAGAAACCUUGGGUAGGACCCUUGAAUAGACUGAUCCAUCCUGAAGUGUCAAACGCAGAAGACAAAUGUCUUAAUGGCGUAUUUGGGGAUCUCCAUGUAGUUUUAGUUAUAAAAUCAGCGAUGAAUCAUUUUGAAAAUAGGAACAUGAUUCGUAGAACUUGGGGCCUGGAAAUGAACGAUUUAGGAUUUAGGACGCGUAGAGUAUUUGUAGUCGGUGUUGAUCCUCUUAACCAAGAACUACAGCAACAAAUUCAUGAAGAAAAUGUAGCAUUCCAUGACAUCGUGCAGUAUUUUUUCAAAGAUAGUUAUUGGAAUAACACAAUUAAAACAAUGCUGGCUUUUAAAUGGGUUGAACAAUACUGCAGUAAUGCCAAAUAUGCGUUUUUCUUGGAUGACGAUUAUUACGUCUCAAAUAGGAAUCUGAAAAAAUUCAUCCACACAGUUCCAGAAUCAAAACGUAAAAAUUUCAUCGCAGGCUAUAUAUGGACAUAUGCAAGACCUUUGCGACAAAAAAACUCCAAGUGGUAUGUGACGCUUGAGGAAUAUCCAUAUUUUUAUUGGCCGCCAUAUCCAACCGCUGGUUCUUACUUAGUUACUAUGGAAACUAUACACAAAUUCAACAUAGCAAUGUUAUAUACUAAAUAUACGCGUUUUGAUGAUGUUUUCAUUGGUAUAGUGGCAUGGAAACUUGGAAUACGAUUGACACACUCUGAACAUAUGCAUUACUACAAUGUACCAUACACAAAAGAAGCGUAUAGAGACACUAUAGCCAUGCAUGAGGUCCUUGGCAUGGACCUGUGGAAAAUAUGGAAUGAACAAGAAAAGUUAAUAAGUUAAAUCAGUAUUGAAUUAGACUCUUCAUUAUAAUAAUUUGUGGUGUUAUUGUAAAAUCUUAUUGUAAAAUCGUCAACUGUAAGCCAAGGUGUUGUAUAGUUUUAUAUUUUUACAAGAAAAAUACAUGAAUGUUUUUGAAAUUC
Owenia fusiformis is the source of this 1493-nucleotide messenger RNA. Lineage: Eukaryota; Metazoa; Annelida; Polychaeta; Sabellida; Oweniidae. The record is from the annotation of a GenBank genome assembly.